AUGUAACAUCAUAAUUCACAUUUGAAAUCUAAUCCUAAUCCUCGAAUGUUUACUAGGUAAAUCAGCAGCAAGAGUGAGUCAGCUUCUAGAUUAUCUGAAAUCUCGGAUGAUAGUAGUAGAUAAAUGGUUGAUUAAAAUCGAAGCAAAUCACAUACUCGCAACAAUUCUAAACAACCUAGAAUGAUUCUAUAGGAAUAACUAAACUAAAAAAUUAAAAUGACUAGUGAAAUUAAUACUGUUAAUACAACAUUGAAAAAGACUAAAUUUGAUAGUAUCUGGAUUCAUACAAACUUUUUAAAGGCUCUGAAGGCUGAAAGAAUGAAAUAACAAUUUAUUAAUAAUCUGUUUACAAAUUCAUAUGUGUUAAGACAAAAUAAAAAAUAGCUGAUUCAUGAUAAGUAUAUUAAAUAAAGCAUAAAAUAACCAAUUUUAGCAACAUUUUCUUAAUCAAGCAUACCUGUGAUUUCACCAACAAGUGGAUUUAUUAUCAUAUGGGAUGCAAUUGGAACAAUUAUUAAUUUUAUGAUCCUCUGGCUUAGUCCAUUCCUAUUAUCCUUUUAAUCUUAAUCUGAUUUGAUCUCAUUUUCAGCCCUUUAAUUAUUCAUUAUUAUAUUCUUAAUCAGCGAUAUUGUUGUAACCUUAAAUAAAGGAAUCAUAAUCCAAGGAAUUGUGAUUAAAAAGAGAAGAAAAUUGAUCGAAUAAUAUACUUAAACAACUGCAGGCAAUGACCUUAUGAACUUGGCUUUAUGGAUUAUGAUUUAAUAAGAUUUGGUAUAAUAUUAAAUCUUGGGUGAAUUCAUUACAUUUUGUUAGUUAAUUGUAACAUACAGGAAGAUUUAAAAGUAUUUAUCUGAUUAUUUUUUGCUUGCCUUUUUUAAAGGGUCCUCAAGCUUUUUAAUGGAUUUGUUAAGUUUGAUCUUUUCAAUAUAUUUUUUUGCACAUAUUGUAGCAUGUUUUUGGCAUUAUGUUGGAAUAAAAUCUGAAGAAACUUCAUGGCUAAUAAGAUAUCAAUUAAUCAAUGAAUCUCUAUGGAAAUAAUAUAAUUAUUCUUUCUAUUGGGCAACAAUGACAAUGACUACGGUUGGAUACGGUGAUAUAACAGCACAAAGUUAGUUAGAAAUUAUUUAUGUAGAUAUUAUUAUGUUUUUGUCCAGUGGAGUUUUUGCUUAUUCAAUGAAUUCAAUAGGAAUGAUCUUAAAGAAUCUACAAGACUCAAAAAUAAAAUAUAAAAGAUCUUUGCUGUAAAUGAAUACAUUUAUGAGUAAGAACUAAGUAGAACCUUAAAUUUAGAGCAGAAUUAGAAAUUAUUUGAAAUAUUAUAUAGAAUAGGAACAAAAUGAGAAUUAAGAGGAUGUUAAUAAUUUAAUUUCCUUAUUACCUAAGAAUCUAUAAUAAGAUUUAAAUACUGAUAUAUAAACUAAGGUUAUCAAUAAAGAUAAAUUUGUGAUCAACCAUUUUUCUAAAAGAACUUAGCAAGAGUUAUCGAAAAUGUUGGAAUUAGUAAAUUAUACACCUGGCGAUUAUAUUUAUAAAAGAGGUGAAAUUUCUGCUAAGAACCUGUAUUUCAUCAAGGAGGGGGAAGUUGAUAUUAUUGAUGAAUCGAGCAAGAUGAAAUUCACAAAACUGUAAUUAAAUUAACCUUUUGGGAUAUAUUAAUUUUUUACUAAUUUUCCACCUAAGUCUUCUGCUAUCAGCGUUGGCUUUUCUAACAUCUAUAAAAUUAGUAGAUAAGAUUUUCUAGAUAUUUUGCAAUUUAACAGAAAAGAUUUUGAAAAAUUUCAUUAUAUCAAAGAUUAAAUAAUUUUCAAUUCGAAUUAUCGAAUAUUUGAUAUAUAAUGUCAAUUUUGUGAUAGAUACAAUCAUUAAGAAAUUGAUUGCCCCAUUCUAACAUACAAGCCAGAUUUAGAAUAAAGGAUUCUGAAAAUGGCUUAAUAAUCAAAUGAAACAAACAGGUUAAAAGUUAUUAGAAGACGAAGUAAAGUUAAUACACUAUUUUAAUAUUAAUAGAUUAGUUAAUAAGUUAAUUCGUUUUUAGAAGAUAAUUACGGUUAUCAGGUUUCGAAUUCCUUACAAGUUGCCAUAGCAGCUCAGAGGUCAAAAAGUAAUAAUUACUCUGAAUUAAACACUGAGCAUAAAAAAACUACAGGUAUUAUGCUGGAUGACGGAGACUAUGAGUAAGCAAAGUAAUUGUUUGCAGAAGGUUCCUUGAACAGAGUAUUAAUCAAAGUAGAUCAAAUUACAAAUCAAGAUUAAGAUUUUCCUUGUUUGAAACUAAAUAAAAGGGAAUCGAAUAAUUAAGUUAAGGAGUUUAAUAUGUUGGAUGAUUUAAUAAGUAAUAAUAAAUGGUUUCAUUGUCCAAUUUAAUGCGAUCAAUAUUAAUCCUAUGAGAAUUACUUUCCUUAAGGGAAUGUAGAGUGCAUUAUUCAGUAAUUGGAAAAUUUUAAUUCUAAAUAUCAAAAAAAAGUUUAAAAAUAUAUUUAAAGUAUGAAAAAGUAUAGUUUUUUUUAUAAAGUAAAAUUAAAAGCGCUGAAACUAAGACUAUUUUAUAUGAAGACUCUAAAUAAUGAAUGA
Molecule: messenger RNA, 2571 nt
Organism: Paramecium tetraurelia
Lineage: Eukaryota; Ciliophora; Oligohymenophorea; Peniculida; Parameciidae
Exons: 2
Source: RefSeq, a predicted model, not a curated record